AUGUUAUUCCCACAUCAGCGUUCUGUACAUUAUGUUUUUGGCUUCCCAACGGCGCCAAGCAGUUUGUUCUAUUUUAGCGAUAUUUCAGGUUUGCGAUCAGGUAAAGACAUCACCGUAUACACGUUCGGCGAACCUCGAGUCGGAGACUAUACAUUUGCCAAGAAAUUCAACUCUAUGAUUUCUGAGAGGUAUCCACAUUCUAUGGAACACGGUUCAGAAUAUAAGGAGUGUCUCAGCGAGCCUUAUGGAGAAGACCCUCACUGUUCAGACAGUCUGUCGUUCCCAGAGAUUAUCAAUAUUGAGGAUCACACACACUAUUUCGGUAUAGAGGGAGUGGAAGCAGCUUGA
Messenger RNA from Cooperia oncophora, 348 nucleotides. NCBI's taxonomy places the organism in Eukaryota, Metazoa, Nematoda, Chromadorea, Rhabditida, Trichostrongylidae. The record is from the annotation of a GenBank genome assembly.